Cyprinus carpio (common carp) is the source of this 1247-nucleotide messenger RNA. It is a transcript of the gene sfrp2l, whose product is annotated as secreted frizzled-related protein 2 like. Lineage: Eukaryota; Metazoa; Chordata; Actinopteri; Cypriniformes; Cyprinidae. Gene Ontology annotation, biological process: non-canonical Wnt signaling pathway; negative regulation of canonical Wnt signaling pathway; canonical Wnt signaling pathway. Gene Ontology annotation, molecular function: Wnt-protein binding. The record is from RefSeq and is a predicted model, not a curated record.
ACACACACACUCAAACUCUCUCUCUCUCUUAGAACACACACGAGUGUGCACGCGCGUCUCCAUCAUGUUUAAUCUUCAUUCUCUGUGUGUGAUCGUGUUGCUGGUUUCCAGCGCGUCCAGAGCUGAUGAAGAUGCUCUUGCAGCUGCUGCUGAUGAUGAUGAAGGUCUGCUAGCAAACCCAGUGUCUGACUUCGUACCGCCGGCGGAGUUCGGCACCGUGCGCUCGGCGUGUAAACCGGUUCCGAACACGAUGAGUCUGUGUUUCGGGAUCGGUUACGGAGAGAUGCGCCUUCCGAACCUGCUGGGUCACGACAGCGCGAGGGAAGCGCAGCAGCAGUCCGCCGCCUGGAUGCCGCUGCUCGGCAAGCACUGUCACCCGGACACGCGGCGCUUCCUCUGCUCGCUCUUCGCGCCCGUGUGUUUACCGGGGGUCACGGCUCCGGUGCGCCCGUGCAGGGGUCUCUGUGAGGCGGUGCGGGACGCGUGUCUGCCCGUCAUGAGCGCGUUCGGGUUCCCGUGGCCGGAGAUGUUCAACUGCAGCCGGUUUCCAGAUGGAUCGGAGCUCUGCGUCCCCGGAGAAAGAGAGCCGAACCGAGGUGAAGCCACCGACGCGACCAAAGGUUCUGCAGUGUGUGAAGCCUGCAGUCCAGACUCGGGAGGAGAGCAGGAGAUCCAGCAGAACUUCUGCAAGAGUCAGUUUGCGUUCAGACUGCGGAUCGGCUCCUGGUCUCUGGUCGGGACAGAUGUGCGUGUGGUUCCUCAGGGACGCAGUCGUGUUCUCCGCUGGGCUGGUGGGCCGCGGGAGCAGCGGGCUGCGAUGGAGCAGAGCACCCUCUGGCUUCCACACAGAUGCUCCUGUCCUGCGCUGGAGGGCCAGCACACAGGCUCCUAUAUCGCCCUGGGUCACAUGCAGAACGGACGCAUGCUCCUCAGAAGACUCCUCAAAUGGUCCCGUGAUGAGAAAGAGCUGAAAAAGUUCAUCAGGAUGCUGCUGAGACAAAACUGCUGAGACACGAUUAAUGGACAAAUGCAAUGCAAAAACACGGCAUGAAAUGGCAUCUUCAAAAUGACCAGUUUUUCUAUGCCUUUUGGGAAAAUGGAAAUCAUUGUAAAUCAUUUUUAUAUAAUUUUUGGUUAUUAAAGAAAAAAUAGCUGUUACAUACUCAACCAUUAUCUCAUCCUCUACCAACCUAAACUCAACUUUGAUACAAAGCCUAUACAUUUAUGAGGAAAUAAAAAUAAUAAAA